CCCAAGAUGAUCAGGUCCCAUUCUCUGCCGGAGAUUUAUUCUAAGACUGCGGUGGUUCAGGGGAGUUCUAAGGAUCAGGGUGGUGUGACGGCGGAUAAAUCUUUUCCAAAGACGAUGAAACUGAAAAGACACAGGUCCCAGUUAUGUCUCCAGCAAUCAUUUGAUACAAUAACUGAGGAAGAAGAGGAAAUCGUACAUGGUACUGGAGCGCCAUCUACUUUUGAGAAACUAGAAACUAUCAAGGGCUCAUUCAGUCAAUCAGUAGACUCAGUAAUAAACCUCCACGGAAGUGCACCAGUUAAACCCUCCACUCAGUUCAACACGAGUAUCAAUGAUAUGUUAGUGGAGAAUACAGAGUAUGUUGGUGAUAACGCUGAUAAUGCUGAUCCUUCUGAUUACUCACUUGCUGAGACGACUGAGAAUACUACUGCAAGUGUAUCAUUAUCUAGUGAAAAGAAAUCUGCAAAACUUAAACGGCAAAGUUGCGAAGAAGUGUAUCAGUAAGUUUUGCAAUGUUGACCAAUUGUUGACCAAAUGUUGAACAAAUGUUGACCAAAUGUUCACCAUGUCGAAAUUCUUAUCAAAUAAAACUGUUUACCGCUGGUUAUUCAGCUCACAGCUGCAAUCGAUGGUUUAUAUAUUGAGUGGACCAAAAUUUUCGCAAUGCAAGCACUGCGUUGUCGUACAAAUAUCAGGCACUGAAUAUUCGGACAUUGCGUUAGUUUUGGCCCAAACAGUAUGAUUUGUGCUGAACUGAUUAUAUUUUUGCAACUUUCUCUGUGAUUGAAAUGCUGCAUUUUAAUUUUAAUUUUAAAAAGAAUGUUAAUUGACUGAUUGUUGAUUGUUUAAAUGAAUGCUGAUGACAAUAAUAUUAUUUGUAUAAUUGGAAUCCCUCGUUAGUUUUUGUUUUAUCAUUUCAAAUUUACGCUGAAAUUCGAGUUUGCUUUGUAUAAAACUCCAGCUGCGGCUUGAUCGGGCUGACUUAAAAUGUUAAUUUUUAAUUUUGAUAAAAUU
Molecule: messenger RNA, 1014 nt
Organism: Bolinopsis microptera
Lineage: Eukaryota; Metazoa; Ctenophora; Tentaculata; Lobata; Bolinopsidae
Exons: 5
Coding region: 7-504 (165 amino acids)
Source: RefSeq, a predicted model, not a curated record